This is a messenger RNA of Didymosphaeria variabile, 1389 nucleotides long. It is a transcript of the gene LEO1, whose product is annotated as Paf1 complex component. Gene Ontology annotation, biological process: transcription elongation by RNA polymerase II; positive regulation of transcription elongation by RNA polymerase II. Gene Ontology annotation, molecular function: RNA polymerase II C-terminal domain phosphoserine binding. The record is from RefSeq and is a predicted model, not a curated record. The transcript has 2 exons. Lineage: Eukaryota; Fungi; Ascomycota; Dothideomycetes; Pleosporales; Didymosphaeriaceae. The coding region runs from base 1 to 1389 and encodes 462 amino acids. Gene Ontology annotation, cellular component: Cdc73/Paf1 complex; nucleus.
AUGAGCGACCUGUCGAAUGCGCCGUCUGAGGACGAAGACUUCGCAGGAAGCGCGCCUGUAGCAGAAGAAGAGAACACUGGCACACCUGCAAACGUGGAGGACGACGAUAAUCUGGGAGACGAUCUCUUUGGCGAUGACGACGACGCGGACCAGCAGCCUGAACAGAGAAAGCUGGACGAUGAAGACCUCGAUUCGGGCGACGAUGAGGGUCGCAACGACCGCGCAGCGCGGGAUACGCCUGAUGUCGAGACGCAGAAUCAGAACUUCACCUUCGAGGACGCCGAAAUUGCGCGUCACGCCGUACCUGAACCCACCGACGGCGAGCUCUAUCUCCUCAAGAUCCCAACCUUCAUGUCCGUCGAUCCGACCGCUUUCUCCCACAAGACGUUCCAGCCUCCGACAACGGACCAUCAUUCAAACAAGCCCGCGUCAGACCACUUUUCUGCUUUCAAUACCGCCAUGACCACAAUCCGAUGGCGGCAUUCGCCAUCAGAUCCCUCAAAACUGCAAUCAAAUGCACGCAUACUGAGGUGGUCGGACGGCUCUCUCACACUGCAACAUGCCAACGAUCCAGUCAACCAAUACGAAAUCAGCGCGCAGAUGCUUGCGCCUCCACAGUCCAACCCUGUGGUGCCUACACCUACCAUGAUCACAGGAAAGCGGAGAGACGACCACAACAAGGAAAGCUACACGUAUCUCGUGGCACCUUGCGAAGGACCUAACGUCUUGCGCGUGACGAAUAAGUUGACUACCUACCUGUCCGUUGCGCCAACCUCAAAUACAAAAGACUCAGCAUUGGAGAAGCUGCAAAACGACCUUGCAGCCGCCGCGUCCCGUGGCCGCGAUGACGCCAACCAAGCCAUCUCUUUCAUCGACGUGAGCGAAGAUCCUGAACUCCGCCGACAACGCGAAGAGGUGCAAUACAAGGAGAAAUUGAAGCAGCAACGAGCGAGAGAGAAGCAUGCGGUCAGAGAGCAGGAGCGAAGUAAUCGAGUAUUGGGUAAGCCCAGGAGUGGCUACGGUCUGGAUGCCGAUAUGCUCGAAGGUGGCGAAGGCCGAAGGAAAGGCGGAGCCAAGAAGCCGCGGGCUCAGGCGCGCCGUGGACACCAAGACUGGAGCGACGAUGAAGACGAUGCUUACGCUCGACGCGGGGCCAACAAGGAGGAUGAGUACGACGAGUCGGACGACUUCAUCGCUGACAGCGACGAGGAGCCAGAAGUCGUGGAAGAUGAUGAGGAUGACGAUGAUGGGAUCAUUGAAGAGCCACGGAGCCGGAAGUCAGGGAGCCCGAAGCGGAGCAGGGGCAAUGAUGAUGAUGAAGAUGACGAUGUGGUCGCUCGAUCGAAGAAGAGAAGAGUAGUCGUGGAUGACGACGAGGAUGAUGAGUAA